This is a messenger RNA of Limulus polyphemus (Atlantic horseshoe crab), 6205 nucleotides long. RefSeq names its product serine/arginine-rich splicing factor 2-like. The coding region runs from base 131 to 946 and encodes 271 amino acids. Gene Ontology annotation, molecular function: RNA binding. The transcript is spliced from 3 exons. Lineage: Eukaryota; Metazoa; Arthropoda; Merostomata; Xiphosura; Limulidae. The record is from RefSeq and is a predicted model, not a curated record.
AACGAAGACUUUGUCUUGGCUGGCGCGUUGUUGGAGGUAGGGUGAAGUUGGGUGUGCGUUGAAUAUAAAUUUUUAAAUAUAGAAAAGCUUGAUAGAUACUUAGUUGAAUUAUCAAAGACGUAAGGAUAUAAUGAGUUAUGGUAGUAGAGGUCCUCCUUGUAUUGAUGGUAUGACUUCGUUAAAAGUGGAUAAUUUGACGUACAGAACAACAGCAGAAGAAUUGAAACGUGUUUUUCGUAAAUAUGGCGACGUUGGGGACGUGUAUAUUCCUCGACACCCAUUUACGAGGGAUAGCCGUGGUUUCGCCUUUGUCAGAUUUUAUGACAGUAGAGAUGCAGAAGAUGCAAUGGAUGCUUUGGAUGGAUAUCGUUUAGAUGGCCGAGAACUGAGAGUACAAAUGGCAAGGUACGCUAGACCGACAGAAACAUGGCGAGGGCCACCAAGGGGAGGGAGAAACAGGGGAAGAGGGGGACGCUCACGAUCUCGUUCUCGUGGUCGUCGUUCAAGGUCUCGUUCAAGAAGAUCACGUACUAGGUCACGAUCAAGAUCUCGGUCUAGACGACAUCGUUCUCGAUCAGGAAGCGACAGGAGGAGGAGGAGGUCUCGUUCCAAGUCACGUUCUAAGAGUCGUAGCCGUAGCAAAAGUAGGUCGAGAAGAGACAAGAGUGCCAGCAGGAGUCCUUCUAAAAGACGAGAGGAAGAGAGGGAAAGUCGUAGCGUUAGUCGCAGCAAGAGCAGAAGUGCAAGUAAGAGUCCGGUGAAGGAAAACAAUUUUGAAGAUGAAGAAAAUCACGUGGAACGAAGUAGAAGUCGGAGCAAGAGUCGGAGUCCAAGUCGAGAAAGAAAAGAGGGCGUGGAAGAGGAAAAUGAGAAGCAGGAGAGCGAAACUGAUGACAGAAGGGAGAGCAGAAGUAGAAGUGGAUCAAAAAGUCCCGAAGCAGAGUAAUUUGUGUCCUUAUGAAAUAGUAGAUGACUUGUAAGAAAUGGUUGAGAUCCUGAGUAAAAAAAGGAGCUUUUACUGAUGCAACGGUUCAUAGAAGGUUACGUGUUUGUCGUUUUUCUUGCUUUUUUUUAAUUCCUAAGUUGUCUUCUGCAUGUCAGUAGAUAGUGUUAAAAAUAUUAAAACUGUAUGUUAAGAUUUAUACCAAUUCCACUUCAGUGUAAAAUUUGCUGACCCGGGUCGUAGGGUAGUCUGACCACGUGUAACGGAUUAUUUCAAAGUGGGAUACGUUACGGUUACACAAAAGAAAAAUCGCAUUAUUUCAGUUCCAACAGUGGAAGUUAAUUACUAUUCACACUUUUCGUGGUUGAUUAGAAAAAAAAUUGCUGUUGAUGGAAACUGUGGGUAUUGGUUAAAUGUUAUUAAAAUCAGCAUGGAUUUAAUCUGUUGUUCAACUUAGAUUACUUUCUUUCUGACUACUGGAUGUAAUUUUCUCAUCUGUUUUAUGUUGUUCUGCUUUAGCUCUUGAUCAUAAAUUACUUUGUUAGAAUUUCAAUUUAAAAACAAAACAAAAUUGUAUAAUUAAUAUUCUAAUUAAGUUUCUCGUUAUUUUUCCUUCAAAAGUAAAAUGAUAGGAAAAAUGUCGAGAACUGUUGACAGGAAAUGGGAAUUUAGUUACCAACGGUUAAGGCACUAUACGGUAGUCUCGUACUACCUUUUAAAAAAAAAAGUUUUGUCAGAUUUCAUACAUGUGCAGCAUCUUUUUUUCUGUUAGUACUUACUUAGAAAAAAAAACCAUCAAGAUUUUAACUUUUUUUUUAGCCUUAACUGUCUUAAGUGUUUGCCAAAUGUGGUAUUGUAUUGUUAACUUUUCGAGGCCAUUAGGCUUUCUUCGUUACUCGAUGUGUAGUGUCUGUAUUUUUCAGACUUUGUGUAUCAGAAUCAUAACUCGGUUGUCAUGCUGAGCUUUAAAGCUGUACUCCUGUUCUACGUAUGAUUUUAGGAAAACGUUUGAUGGAAGUCUAUAUGUAUUAAAAAGUACAACAACAUCUGGUGUAAAAUAUGAUCAUAUUUUAUUUCUGGAAACAGUUUAAUGAAUUUUUAAAAUUAUUUUUUUUCAUGUUUUAACCAGAGUAAACGAAAGUUAUGAAAAUACACACAAUUUUAAAUAAACAAACUUGAUAGAAUAUAGAGAAAGAUGUCACCUGGUGUACCAAUAUCGAUGUACUUUCCUUUUGAGGUACUGAUUGAAUAUUUUUCUGUUUUAUUCAAUAGGUACUUGGUUCAGUUAAAAACAGUUCUAUGAAGAACGGAGAAACACUUAGUAAUAAUAAUAAAAAAAAUUGGUUGUAUCAGAAAAUAUUUUUUUUUUCUUUUAAGGUAUGGUUUAAAAAUGUCUGUGGUUUUCGUGCCGAAGGGGGGUUUAAUCAAGAAUUAAGGCUGUUGUAGCCGAACUUGUAGUUUUUUUUUUUUCUUGUUACAUGUAUUGUUUGGUUUCGUUGACAAAAAAAACCACGCAAGUGGCCAAAAUCUUUGUACUUUCUUUUGCCAUUGCUAUUUCUGGAAAAUCAUAACGAAUAAAGAUUACUUCUAUAAAAUCUAAAAACAUCAAACUGUGAGUAAGCCUACAAAUGUUGAAAUCGAGACGAGAACGGUAUCUAACCAAAUCAAGUUUUGUUCAGUACUUUUUACAGAGAGUAUUCAGUGUACUGUAUAUAACACUAAACCCUUUGGAAACUGUUACUACACUAGUUAGUCAUGAUUUAAAUAUAGUGGAGUGUUUGAGUAUCAUUUACAGUAACACAUGAUACCAUGUGCUUUUCUCCAGUGCAGAACCCAAAGUUGAUGCUUUAUUGAUAACACUUACAAGGUGAACAGGAAACUACACCUUAUCCUGUGGUGAUUUUUUUAUUACUUAAAGCAAUCUUGAUGGUAGUAAUAUAAUCUGUAUUUGUUUAAACUAUUGUCAAAAAAAACAACAACAAGAACCUAAAUGUAUCUUUUUUUGGAAUCGUUACUCAUAAAACAUAGGUGUUUAAAUAGGAAUUAACUUGAGUUUAAGAGAGGCACGACUUUAAAGUGAAAGAUAUCUGCUUGUCUAUUUCGUCAGUAUUUGUAUGAAGUAGAUUGGUGAUAUCGAGAUAUGUAAUUGUUAGUGUUUUACAUUUUAGAACUUGACUUUUAAGUAAGUUUCAGUGGGGCAUCACGUCCAUUUUAAAAAGGCAGUUUGUGUGGUGUGAAUGUAAGCUUUUGAGUUACUAUUUUUUUUUUUUCAAAGCUGUAGCUUAAGUAUACCGUAACUUCUGACCAUAAUUCUUCAAACUUUGUUGAACAGGAAGACUUAACCAUGGUUUAUGUUAUAAAUUUAGUUUUUAAGUGCUUGAUCAUAAAGUUAGAAUAUUGGAUAUUAAUGUUCAUAUGAAUGUGUGUGUUUGUGUUUAUGUUGAUUACUACAAUAAAAUUUCACAGUCUUUCAAGUGUGAUUCUAAUUUCUCACGUACGUUUUUCCACUAUCUGUAACUACAGGGGCUGUAGUAAGCAGUAAAGGUGGUAUGGUGGCUGGGUUCGAGUGAGACCAGAACCUGGUGACUACCAUGUUCCUGAGCCAGUUUGCUGUUUCCCCUGCCUGCCUGCAGAGGGCUGCUGUGCACCAGGUUCACUUGCAGAAAGUCGAGGUCGAGUUGUUGCAGUCAAACAGACGUGUGUACGGGUAGCAGGAGCUGUUUCAGAGCCUUUUUUUUUUCCAUUUGCAAUCAUGACCUGGCUUAUUCUAGUUAAAAAAAAAAAGAACACUAGUUUUUGAACAGGGUUUAUUCAGAGAAUUCUAGCGUACAUACGUCACAGUUUUUUUAGGAAUACUUCAGCUAAGCUGGCACGAGUUGUAAGAAUAGUGCAGAGUUAAAUUGUUGUUUUUUUGUUGUUUUUUUCAAGCUGCUGUCUUUCCCACACUUCUGGUGAAAAUUCUAGUUGUGAUGUGUUUAAAAUGACAGCAAACUUUUAGGAAACAAACAAAAUUGGACUAGUAGAUAACAGUUACAGUAUUCACAUCCUUAAGUAAAACAUCAGUACUGUUGGCAUAAGUUUCAUCUCACAAUUUGCAAAAAUUGAAUCAACUUUUUUUUUUUAAGAAUCAGUUGAAGUUUAUAGUUUGGGACCUCUGUCCUAUGACAAGUAUUUUCAAAUAUUGCUCACAAAGCUACUUUAUAAGAGUUCUAUAAUUCUGGAAAUAUCUCGGCAUGGUCGGUCUCUCGGGACCAUAUCAAAAUAUUGUUUGUUUAAGUUUCGUGUUAGUCAACAUAUGUUAACCCAUUGACUGCGGCUGCUCUAAACGCGCGUGGAACCUUUGCAAACCGUGCACUAUAUACACGGCACACUCGCAUUCAGCUGCAAUAGGCGGACGAUACCCUACACAGCGAAUCGGUAGUCAAUGGGUUAAGAUUUACCCAUAACGAUAUACAGGUGUAUUUGUAGCAUUUAUUGUGUACAAUAUUGUAUUUAAAGAUUUAAAAUCUAAUUAUUAUAAUUUGUAGUCAUGCAGUAAACAUUUGUCUAUUUAGAAAGCAGAAUGAAUUUUGUUGCCGAGGUUGAUUUUGUGAGAUGCAAAAGAAUGUCAUUUUUUAAUCUAGCACCUUAGUAGGUUAGUUUUGUGGGUGAGGGGGUUUCUUGUCUGCUUUUUUAGAAAUUCAUAACCUUAGUCGUUUAUACGUUCGAUUUGUUUCCUUCACAUACAUCCACGUGGGUCAGUAAUUUUCGUUCAGAUCUUUGUGCUACAUUUCCUACUUCUAUGGCUUCGUAAAUUGUAUAUUUUUGGCGUCUCUUUAAAUUUAACCAAACGAUCCAUCAGUUAUUUGAAAUUUGUUUUUUAAAGUGAUUUUUUAUUUAUUUUCUGUGAACUAUCUGAAGAAAAGCUUUGUUUUACAACAUUAUUGCCAUGUGGUUGUAGAAAAUGGUGUUUUUUCAAGUUAGUCUCACUCUAACAGUUGGCUCCUUUUUCUUGCAAGAUUCCUGAGCACGAGUCAUCUCUAGUUUUGCUCAAGCAGUUCAAAUUCUGUGUGGUGUAUUGGUAAUGUAUCAGUCAUUGUUGAAAAAUGUACAUUCUAGGGGGGAUUUACUUGCAAAAUUUAUCGGUGGAUUUAAUGUAUGGCCCAGGGUUUUUUUAGUUGAAUGUCACUGCUAAACAAAAUAGGGAACUUUCUUUUUGGCAGACUCCAGUUUUCGUCCGUGCAAGGAUAAAGAAAAACCUUGACAACUGACAAAAGGUUUUGUUUUUGCCUGUGGUGCUACGAAAGUUUUCACAAGGACUUUUCUAGCUAGCGAAUAUGCUGGUAAUAAUCUUGUUUACAGCUGAGGUUUUCUUUGAGAGGUUUGUUAUUAAGACCUGCUUGUAUUCUUAACAGUGCAUUCAACUAGCAGAGGUGAUUUUUAGUUACAUUGUUAUUUGUUCGACUGAUUAUGUUGUCUAAUUUGUGGGUUGAAAUUUAGUGAAUAAAUUUGGAACUUCUGGACUGAAAUCAACAUGGAAUCCUCAGGAUUUAAAAGGCAUGUGAAAGUUAUUUAAGGAAAUGUUACAUCUACAACUAAAAUGUUUUGUACUUUAAAGUGAGGUUAGUUUGUACUAAAGAUAAAGAAUUAUCUGAAUACAAGGAUUAAUAUGGCCUGUGUUUUCAGGUCGGUAACCAAGUUUUAGUGGGAAUUCCUACACUCAGAAAAAAAAAAAAAGAUUAUUGCAAGGCAUGACAAUUAGCCUGCAAGGAUUGAUUUUAAAUUAAGCUAUAAAUUUAUGAAAUGUGAAGUAUUAUCCUAAUAAUGAACCACAACGAUCUGGUAGUUCUAACAAUGAUUCAGUUGAGUUUAUUUUAGAGUUUCUGUUGGGCAGUUUCGUGUUCAACAACUUCAGUACCGAAGAUAAAGGAAAUGGCGGCCAGGAUUACAUCAAGCUUGGACUAAUUUAUUGAAACAAAUCCAGCGUCGUUGAAGAUUUCCAAAAGUUUGGCAGUCAACCCAUUAAUACACUGACAAGAUAAACCUGUUAAAUGUUUUGGAGCCUAUCUGUACCUUUCUUGUGUUUGUUGUUCAUCAUUAUUAUCAUGUCACUCUUCUUUCUUAAUGUUGUGAGACAUUUCUGUAAACUUAUUAUUUUAUGUACGGUUUUCCCUUAAAUGUGGUUAUUAGACCAUUUCUCUAAUUUUUGCUUUGCAAGGGAGACUGGAACUUUAUUUUUUUUUCCCAUGUUCAAGUUGUUAAAUAAAUAUUAGUAAAACCUUU